Salvelinus fontinalis (brook trout) is the source of this 3866-nucleotide messenger RNA. RefSeq names its product TAP binding protein like (gene tapbpl). The transcript has 9 exons. Bases 367 to 1671 code for a protein of 434 amino acids. Gene Ontology annotation, biological process: antigen processing and presentation of endogenous peptide antigen via MHC class I. The record is from RefSeq and is a predicted model, not a curated record. NCBI's taxonomy places the organism in Eukaryota, Metazoa, Chordata, Actinopteri, Salmoniformes, Salmonidae. Gene Ontology annotation, cellular component: membrane.
CCUGCUUCGAACGCUGAAAACAACUUAGAACGCAAUAGGAAAAACACACGCUGGAAACAUGGCAUCUAUUCAUCGGUGUUUGAUAAAUCAAUAGGUCUGAUCAUUCUUAUUAUGUCAAACUAAUGACGUUCUACGUGAACAUUUAAUUAACCAUUUUUUACUUUAUUUAUUUGAUUUACCUCCAAACAAAAGUGAAAGUAACUUCACUGUAUAACAGCCUAACAUUUGAACUGUCUCUAAAUUGUAUUCUAAUAUCUUCGACUUUGGUUUCGAGCGUGGUCAUUACUUCAAUUGUGAAAUUAGGGGUCUAUUCUGUAUAUUUAUGAAAGGUCAGUAAUUACUGUUGAAUAAAAACCUACUGGAAAGAUGCUUGAAAUGCUGCUUUUUGGAUAUUUAAUUACAAGCGUUUCUGGCCAGGGAGGAGCAGACGUGGUGCUGUCCUGUUCUCUGGUGGAGGAGGGUAGUGGGAUGGGGGGAAUGGGAGGUGGGGCUCUCUUCAGCCGCACCCCAGCAACGCUUGUCCUCAGAAACCUGGCCGUGACCCCUGAUCUUUCACCUGAUACUCUGACCCCCUUCAACCCUCCUGCUGUCCCCGAUCCUGAUAACAUAAUCUUGGAGGCUAAAGUUGAGUCUCCUGAGAUCCCAGAGGCAGACCUGCUGCUCCACGCUGACUGUAACGAACAGGAAGUGACAUGUGAGAUCAGCCGCUACUUCCCUCGUAAUGCCAAGGAGGGCUCCACAGAACCAGCCUAUUUCAUUGGCUCCUUGCAGAUAGAGGGGGGUGGGCUCAGCCUCACAUUUAUCCUGCAGACACUGCCACUGGACCAAUCAGAUCGUCCAGCUCUCAUGCAGAGCAAACUGGAACUCCCCCUCAGCCAAUCAGGGACUUUGCUGACUGAGGUGGUGUUCCUGGUGUUCUCUCGCUCGGAGUCCCACUCCGCUCCUCUAGGGGGUGUGGCCCUCCUGGACUGUGGAUUCAGGCAGCAGGCCCCACCCCCAGGGCGGGAGCUGGGGCUUGAGUGGCGGCUGCAGCACAGAGGAAGUGGGAGGAAAGUGCUGGAGAUUAGGGCGGGGCAGAUGGAGGCAGAGGAGGGGCCAGCAGUACGCGUGGAGAGGAAGGGUUCGAGCGUGGAUGCCGCCCUGCUGGUGGGGCAGGGUAAUGCAUCUCUGACUCUGGCCAGACUGAAGGUAUCUGACGAGGGGACCUACAUCUGCACCGUCAGCACUGGACUGUACCAGGCCCAGCAGGUCAUACAGCUACACGUCACACAACCUCCUCAUGUUUCUCUCUCUGAGGAGAAGCUGGUAUUUCGGGAUGAGUUGCCCCAGAAACUGAGCUGCCACUGCAAGAACUACUACCCUCUGGAUGUCCAGAUGGAGUGGUUCUCCGUCUCAUCUACAGACUCAGAGCCUAGCGUCCUAUCAGACCAGGUGUCUCUCUCCAGCCAUCGGCAGCACAGCGACAGGACCAUGUCCAUCUCCUCCCACCUCACCCUGCACCCCUCCGCCUUCCCCCCUGGAACCACGGUCACCUGCAGAGUGACCCACCCGGCCCUGGACACACCCCUCUCCCUCAGCCUGACAGUAGAGACACCUGAGCCAGAUUCCUACUGGAUGGUCCUGGGUUUUCUGGUUAUAACCGUUCUGUUCUUCUACCAAUUGAUGAAAUAGGGUCGCAGAGGCACAGUAUCUGAAGCUGUUGCAAACCAAUGUCUUAAGAGUUGCUGUAAUGUGAAUUACUGUUGUACUAUAAACAGUUGUACAUUUUCUUCAAAUAAAUAUUUUCUUUAAUAGUAUCAUUGGUGUUGUUCUCUGAAUCUGGAGAGACGGUGUGGUAUUAUACCUGUUAAUUUUCACUUCAAUGAUGAACACAUUAAUGUUGAUGAUUUUCUUUAUUAGCAUCAAGUGGUAAGCAUGCGUUUAAAGAAUUGUCAUUAUCCAGUUGUAUCUCUCGCAGUAUUAUCAUUUUGCAUCAUUUCUUACCUAAUAAUAUUAUUGCACAAUAUUAUUAGAUAAUUGUUGAGUAAUCACCACUAUUUUCAUUCAUAAAUGCAAUUUACACAUAGCUAUUUUUCAUAUUUUUUUUACAAUGUGUCAAACAGUUCCUCUGUAUCAACCAUUGAGAGGAAAAUUAUAUUUUCUGGAAUAUCCAACACCAAAGGUAAAAUAUAAACUUACUAAAAAACACAUUUUCAGGAGCAAUAGUCUGGCAAAGAUGAAGUACUUUAUGGUACUACUUGUACGGUACUACGAUUUACGUUUUUUGUUUUUUUGCCGUCAGAAUACUACUGUAGUAACCAUUGUUCUCUGGUUGUGUAUUAGUUAUUUCGAAAGCAUGUGAGCAACAAAAAUUUGGCAAACUCUUGAGCUUCAUUGCAUUGCAUACGCAUGAGUUAUUAAUUGAGCGCAUAGCUACAGUAGCCUAUACACAGGUCCUGAAAACCACUAAACCAAACAAAAUAAAUGUACAAUCGGCAGUUAGUUUCAGAAAUGGCAGAUACAUAGGUCACACAAUUAGGCAAAACUAUGGACAUCGUCUGCCAUGAAAGUCAAGUAAGACACAAACACUACUUCCAUUGGGCCUAUUGGCUACUGUAGGUAACAGCCUAUUGGCUACUGUAGGUAACAGCCUAUUGGCUACUGUAGGUAACAGCCUAUUGUAGGUAACAGCCUAAUGUCUACUGUAGGUAACAGUGUGUGUGUUUUUGUUGGUUUGAUGGGCAGGGAGUGGGUUAUUUGGGGGUUUAUUUGGUUAUGUCCUCUCUCCAGAUAGGGGACAGUCUAUUGAACCAUUCCAUCCUAACCCUGUACCCUCUCUACUAGAACGUACAAGAGUGUCUGAACACAACCACAACACAGUAAAGCUGCUCACUAAUCAAUCAAAAAUGUACUAUGCAGUGUUAUUACACAGACCUGCCUUUAGGUGUGUCGAGAGUUAAUGCUGUAUAGACUUUUGUCUGCACUCCUGAAAGAAUAAUCUAUGUAGGUACAGAUUGUCUGUUUCUGUCUGUCAAUGUUAAUCUAGCUAACUGUCCGUCUGUCUGUCUGUGGUACAAGAAUAAAGAUAUACUAAAAGUCAGUGUCCCAAAAGUCGUUUCUGCCUUUUCCAGUAUCCUUCCUGGCUUUUCUUAUCCUCUCUCUAUCUCUGUCUUAAACACCACAGUCAGUGAGUGAGAUAAAGAGGGAGGUAAAGGAAAAGGCAGGAAUGCCAGUCAAGGCCUACAUCAACUAACCCUGGAAAAAGCUACUGGCUACACUGAUUUGGAUCACAAGUACACACACACACACACACACACACACAUGACAAAAUGAUCAUAAUCUUAACCAUGACCUUGUAUUAGUAAGUAGUAUUAAUAAUGGUAGUGGUAUGAGGUAGGGGAUCAGGAGGGGUUGUUAGGUACUGUAUGUCAGUAUCAAUUUACAAAUGUGGUACGCUCUCCAAAAGGUAACACGAACAAGCUUUGGCGGAUAGAAAGAACUGCUGCGCUCUCUCAUUGCACUCACUCUCUCUCUCCAUGCUUUCUCUCUCUCUUUCACUUCUUCCUGCUUUCUCUCUCUUUCCCUACUGCACACUUCAAUAAUGUAUGAGACGCAGAGGCAGGAGAGAGUGAGUGAGACAGCAUGCCAAGACAGAGGAAGAAAGAUGGAUCAAAGAGACGGGAAGGGCAGGAGGACAAAGAGAAAAGAGAGCAACAACAUCUACACAGGAGCGUCAUGUUUAAGUGCUAGAUGGAAGACCUGGUGUGGAGGAAAAGGGGGCGGGACUGGAGUUUGGAUUUGUGUCGAUUUUGUUUUCGAUUUUCUCUCCUAUUUCGCUCUCAUGUCUGUGUCCUGCAACGCUGGGAUUACUCAAUAGAAGAAGUACA